This is a messenger RNA of Misgurnus anguillicaudatus (oriental weatherfish), 2444 nucleotides long. Its product is annotated as beta-1,3-galactosyltransferase 9. NCBI's taxonomy places the organism in Eukaryota, Metazoa, Chordata, Actinopteri, Cypriniformes, Cobitidae. Gene Ontology annotation, biological process: protein O-linked glycosylation. Gene Ontology annotation, molecular function: hexosyltransferase activity. The record is from RefSeq and is a predicted model, not a curated record. Gene Ontology annotation, cellular component: Golgi membrane.
GGCAUGUUUUUAGUGUUUUUAUUCAUGUUUUAAGUUAUAUUGUUUAAAUGUGGUGUUGGAUUAACAUGCACGACACUUUGCCAAAUAAUAAAUUGUAUUGUAGAGUUAGUUUUCUUGCAUUUCUACAUAUAAUGUCCUGUGGACAGAAAUGACACAGAUUUGGUGGAAAGGUCCUCAAACAUUUUAAUCAAGCAGAAUAAGAGCCUGUGUUUUCAAUUUCUCUUGUGUAAUAUAUCCUAAGAUCAUGAAUUAUUACUGUAUAGGUGAAGCUGGUGGAGACAGAGCUGUUUUAUAUUACCUUUACCUGCUCGGUGUCAUCUUUCAGUUGAUCAGCAUGCACAGUAGUUCACACACCUGCGUUAAAUGAUAGAAAACAGAACCAGACGAGCACCUUUCAUUUACAGAGUACGACAAAAUAUAUGUAGAGAAAGAAACAUCCUGAGAUACAUCAUGAAGGUAAGACAGACUACUUUCAGUGAUCAUUUCCAUCUAAUGUCCUCUUUAUGUGAACACAUAUGCAUGCUUGAAUUUAAAGCAACUUACAAACACAUAAAAUUGUUCUUCCUAUUAGUGUAUCAAUAUCAGAUGUACUAUAAAAAUAUAUUUUUUUGCUUUCUUAGAUCUGCAUGUUCAGGCUGCAAACUCAUCAGUGGUGCUUUCUCUUAUGCAACGUUGUCUUAUUUCACGCCCUGCUGUUUGGCGGUGACAUUGUCGAGGAGUUUCUCCUUCAGUCAUCUCCAGCUGCCUACACCGACCGAUUUGUGCUCGAUAUUCGAGAACGGGCACGCAAACUGGACCUGACUGAAACCAGGCUGAACACUUCACAGCUCUAUCCUAUUAACAUUGAACCUUGCCCUGACCACCAGGACCUCCUCAUCCUCACGGUGGUCCUCAGUUCCCCAGGAAACUUCAGCCAGAGGGAGGCGGUGCGAAACUCUUGGGCCAAUCAGACCACAGUGCAGUACGUUGCCGUGCGGACAUUGUUCUUCUUGGACUCUUCCACGUUAGGGGCGGAGCUUCAGGCAAUGAGGGAGGAGUCUGCACGCUACGGCGACCUUGUACAGUUUGAGGGAGGGGUUUCAAAUGGAGAGCUGGAGCGAAUAAAAAUGGCACUUCGCUGGAUUCUGCUGUUUUGUCCUCAAGCUCGAUUUGUUGUGUUUUCUGAAGAUUCGGUGUAUUUAAACAUACCUGCGCUUGCAUCGUACCUGCUGGGGCUGAAAUCGAACCCCGACGACCUUUACCUGGGGAGGGUCAUCCAUCGGGCCGCACCUGAGAGAGACCCGGGCAGAACGCAUUACUUGCCCUAUCAUGUGUACCCUGAUAAGUAUCUUCCAGAGUACUGCUCAAGCCCCGCCUUCCUCCUGUCACAGGACGUCGUGAGAAAAGUUUACGUUGCUGCACAGAACGUCGCUCUGCCCCUCCCACCUGACAUUCUGAUUGGCCUGUGUGCAAGACGGGCAGGCGUGGUGGCAACUCACAACUCUCGAUUUUCCGGCGACAGACACAUUCGCUAUAACCCCUGCUGUUAUAACUUUCUAUUUAGCUCUGCAGAAGUGGGUGGGAGACUGAUGGGUGUGGCUUGGAGAGAUUUAGGGGCGGGGAAUGGGAGGCGCUGUGGCAUAUUGGAGACAUAUUAUAGUUUGGUCGCAUGUAAAACGAUGACCUACCUGGACAAACUUUCCUUUCUGAGUAAUGAUAACACCCAGGGCUAAAAUAGUGUCGGUGUGUUUUUCAUAAAUUACAAGGUCUGUAUAUUUACUGUAUAAAUAGUGUAAUUAUUCAGUUUAUCUAUAUCAAUUUAGUGAUAUUAAAUAUACAGUCUGUAGUAGUACAGAAUUGUAAUGAUAUUUAUUUAAUCUGUGUCAUAACUACAACAGUGUUACACGUUUGAACAAUGUAAUAUUUUUCCAUAAUUAAUAAUAAAUAAACACACUUAUAGAGAUGUGGACAGAUCUCACUUUGCUGUUUUCCUCCAUAACAUGUUAGUAAAGCCACAAUUGCAAAAUCUUUUAUAAGCAAAACAACUCCAAAUUUUAUAAUUGCGUCCUAAUUCAUUUCUGCUGUUGACAGGGCUGUAAAAGACACAGCAGGUGAAAUUGGCUAAUGAUACCUGACGGGAAAUAGGGACAUUUUAAGCAGGGCUUUCGAAAAAAAUGUUAAUUGAAUGUCAUGUGCUUGUCUGCAUUACUCAUGCUUUCAAGAGUUUCGUACAUUGAGUCUUUUCUGGUGUGUUUGGCCAUCUAGUGUUGUUACAGACAAACUGCUCUCUCACAACACCUUGACUGAAAUACAAUAAAUAAAUUAUUUUUUAAAAAACUGUGAAUUUAAGGAACACUACCGGUCAAAAGUUAAGGAAACACUCAUUCUUUAUAUUUUUCCACAUUAUGGAAUUAUAAUAAAUGCAUCAAAACUAUGUUAUGUUGUAACUAUAGACCUCCAAAAUA